Messenger RNA from Diachasma alloeum, 798 nucleotides. RefSeq lists its product as uncharacterized. The record is from RefSeq and is a predicted model, not a curated record. Bases 1 to 798 code for a protein of 265 amino acids. NCBI's taxonomy places the organism in Eukaryota, Metazoa, Arthropoda, Insecta, Hymenoptera, Braconidae. The transcript has 2 exons.
AUGUGGAAGCAAUUCAGUUUACAAGGAACAUACAAGUGGAUCCCAAUUGUUAAGAAUCUUGUUCAGUCUUAUAAUGACAGCAAACAUCGCACAAUCCGUAUGAAACCAAAGGAUGUCACUGUUGCAGAUGAGAAGUACCGCUUACAUCAUGUUUAUGGAAAACUCAAAGCUCCUCACACGAAGAGAAUCAAGUUCAAAGUUGGAGAUAAAGUCCGCGUCAGCAAAUAUAAGAAUAUUUUUGAAAAAGGUUAUACACCCAACUGGUCAACAGAGAUAUUCACGAUAAGUAAAGUUAUACAUACCAAACCUGUGACUUAUAAGCUCAUCGAUUAUGAGGAGAAACCUAUCGAAGGUGGAUUCUAUCAAGAGGAAUUAACGAAAGUAACGCAUCCAGAUGUCUAUCUUGUGGAAAAAGUACUCACAAGGCAUGACAGAAUGGCUACUAUGAAAAGGAAGCGUGAUACAUCUUUCUGCGAUGGACUAAAUAAAAUUGCUCUUCAGGAGAGCUCCUUUUUGCCUAUGAAGAAAAUUGAUGAGCUCAAGAUGAAGAAGCUCUACAAAAUCACUGAAAUCAGGUUCGCAAACACGCGGUAUGGAACAAAAGCAUUGGUCGUCUUGAAAAACAAGUUCACCAUUUGGUUACCAGGCAGGAUUUCUUGUAGAUUAUUAGAGGAACAAGAAGAGCUGAAUUCAUUCCAACAAGCUGCCAAUGAGGGCGUUUUGAACAUGAAAUUCCUGGAGGACAAACAUCACCCUUGUGAAUUUCUCAUCAUCGGGAAAGAUAACCAGAAAAGUUAA